GCGAUGAGUAGUGGUUCACGUCAUAUCUAGCAUCGUAUCCGACUACCUGUUGUUUCUCAGUCGUUCAAAGGGCGGCCCUAUGUAGAUUUAGCUAGCGCGACCAGGGGGGUAUCGAGUAUAGUCACAAGAAAUAAUAAAGCAAGAGCAAUGCUCGCUCACAUCGUUACAACAUUCAAGUCAAGAAAAGAAAGAAGGGAGAAAAAAAAAAGACCCUCAAGUCCCGCCCAUCUCGGCCUCGACGGCCCUCGUCUCCCGCGCCAGCUCGUCGGCGGCCCCCGCGGCGAGGAGGGCCUCGUUGGCGCCAGAUAUGUCGCCGAUGACGGCCUCGAGCUGGCUCAGCAGCGCGGCGGCCUCGCGGCGCUGGGCCUGGAUCUCGUCAAAGAGGGCGGCGUUGCGCGACUGCGACGUCUGCAGGCGGGCGUUGAGCUGGCUCUGCUGGGACGCCAGGUGCGGCGCCAGGUGGGCGGCCAGGAUGUCGUCUGGGGGGAGGAGGUGGGGUGGGCUUUUUUUUUGUUGUGGUUUGCAUGUUAG
Messenger RNA from Gaeumannomyces tritici R3-111a-1, 531 nucleotides. RefSeq lists its product as hypothetical. The transcript has a single exon. The coding region runs from base 148 to 531 and encodes 127 amino acids. Lineage: Eukaryota; Fungi; Ascomycota; Sordariomycetes; Magnaporthales; Magnaporthaceae. The record is from RefSeq and is a predicted model, not a curated record.